UGGUCAUUUUCUCAGAUUGCGAUUGAGCAGACAAGCUGAAAAAAAAAGCCUCGAAACCAACUCCAACGUCGGUUGAUGCGCUGAAGGAAGCCAAUUGAACAGACAACCCGGUGCUUGUCUGUCUCAUCUCGACGUUCCAUUCUUCUUUCCCCCCUCUACUUGACCUGCCACUUUUUCUUCACAAUGUUCAAGCUCGCUCGCAGUAGAGUUCUGGCUUCGGCUGUGCCCAAGCCUGCUCUUUCCUCCAGACUCCCCGGACUCGCCCAGCAACAACGCAGAGCUCUGAGCAUCCACGAGUACCUCUCGGCCGACCUUCUCCGUAAGUACGGCAUCUCGGUGCCCGCAGGUCAGGUUGCGAGGACGGCGGCCGAAGCUGAGAAGGUGGCCAAGGAUAUCAGCAGUGAUGAUAUGGUCAUCAAGGCUCAGGUCCUGGCCGGCGGCCGCGGCAAGGGAACCUUCGACAACGGCCUGAAGGGUGGUGUGCGUGUCAUUUACUCGCCCACCGAGGCCAAGAUGUUCGCCGACCAGAUGAUCGGCCACAAGCUUAUCACCAAGCAGACGGGCGCCGGCGGCCGCCUGUGCAACGCCGUCUACAUCUGCGAGCGCAAGUUUGCGCGCCGCGAGUUCUACCUGGCCGUCCUGAUGGACCGUGCCUCGCAGGGCCCCGUCAUCGUAUCCUCGUCGCAGGGUGGCAUGGACAUCGAGGGCGUCGCCAAGGAGAACCCCGACGCAAUCACCACCACCUACAUCGACAUCAACAAGGGCGUCACCGACGACGUCGCGCGCGGCAUCGCCCAGGACCUGGGCUUCAGCGAGCAGUGCAUCGAGGAGGCCAAGGACACCAUCCAGAAGCUGUACAAGAUCUUCCUCGAGAAGGACAUGACCCAGAUCGAGAUCAACCCGCUGUCCGAGACGUCGGACCACCAGGUCAUGUGCAUGGACGCCAAGUUCGGUUUCGACGACAAUGCCGACUUCCGCCAGAAGGAGAUCUUUGAGCUGCGCGACACCACCCAGGAGGACGCCGACGAGGUGCGCGCCGCCGAGUCGGGCCUGAACUUCAUCAAGCUCGACGGCGACAUUGGCUGCCUGGUCAACGGUGCCGGUCUUGCCAUGGCCACCAUGGACAUCAUCAAGCUGAACGGCGGCGCCCCAGCCAACUUCCUCGACGUCGGUGGCGGCGCCACCCCGGCCGCCAUCAAGGAGGCCUUUGAGCUCAUUACCAGUGAUCCCAAGGUCACGGCCAUCUUUGUCAACAUCUUUGGUGGCAUCGUCCGCUGCGACCACAUCGCCAACGGCCUGAUCCAGACCGUCAAGUCGCUCAACCUCAAGAUCCCCAUCAUCGCUCGUCUGCAGGGCACCAACAUGGAGCAGGCCCACCAGAUCAUCAACGACUCUGGCAUGAAGAUCUUUUCCAUUGACGACCUGCAGAACGCCGCCGAGAAGUCGGUCCAGCUGUCAAAGGUUGUCAAGAUGGCUCGGGAAAUCGACGUCGGUGUCGAGUUCAGUCUGGGUAUCUGAUGUGGGCAAAUAGGUUUAUAGAUUGGUCGGUUCCUUCUUCACCCCUUCCCUGGUUCCUCCCCGGUGUAUCAUCUUUCUUGACGAAGGCGGGCAAUAUCUUGGUUUGCGAACACGGGCUUGUUAAUUAGACUCUGGCUACUGGUUAUAUUGCAUAUAUCCACCUUGCACUGUUUGGGCGGCUCCCUGACACCAAAUUUCCCUUGCCAACAUUUCUCUUCUUGGGGCGUUGGGCAAGUA
Molecule: messenger RNA, 1755 nt
Organism: Gaeumannomyces tritici R3-111a-1
Lineage: Eukaryota; Fungi; Ascomycota; Sordariomycetes; Magnaporthales; Magnaporthaceae
Product: succinyl-CoA ligase subunit beta
Exons: 4
Coding region: 184-1518 (444 amino acids)
Biological process (GO): tricarboxylic acid cycle; succinyl-CoA metabolic process
Cellular component (GO): mitochondrion; succinate-CoA ligase complex
Molecular function (GO): succinate-CoA ligase (ADP-forming) activity; ATP binding; metal ion binding
Source: RefSeq, a predicted model, not a curated record